AUGAGAAGUUCAAUCCUAGUUGUGCAACCAGUCAUCGGAUACCUGCCACUCUUGAAGCUUCAUCCAUUGAUGGGGCCUGUCCAUUGCAGACUGUACAUUUGUGCAUUCGCUGUUAGUGCUUUGGCCUCUAAUUGGGAUAGGCUCGGCAAACCCUUCAACCCUCUACUAGGUGAGACUUAUGAGUUGGAAAGAGAAAAUUACAGGUCUGCAGACGGAAAGGGACCUCCAUCGAAUUCGGACAGCCCUGUCCACACACCAAAGAAGGUUCUUGCCAAGCUGAACAGUCUCAAGAUGGGUCCAUUCAAGUCUCAAAAUUCAGUUGUUGAUGCAGAGGAAGCAGAUGAGGCACUCUCGGGAGGAGCGGAAGGAGGUGACAUUCCAAAAUGUGACUCAACUUAUUCCAUUGACAUUCCAAAUUCAGCAACAUUAUGGGAAGCUACUCCCAGGCCAUCUAAUAGCUCAGAGUUCUAUCACUUUUCGCUAUUUGCAAUGUCGCUAAAUGAACUUGAACCUGGAAUGGAGAAAAAACUUUGUCCUACAGACUGCAGAUUAAGGCCUGAUAUAAGAAAACUAGAAAAUGGUGAUCUUGAUGGAGCUGCAGCUGAAAAAACAAGGCUAGAAGAAAAACAGAGGGAUGCUCGCAAAGCAAGGAAGGGGAAAAAAAAUGAAUGGAAACCAAGGGAAGAUGCCUUAACAGAACGUACGGCUCAACAAUGUUUAUCCAAAUUUGGUUCCGGAGAUACGAGUCUCGAAAAUGCACCCACCCCGCAGCGAUCGGGGCCUACCUUGGUUGAUUUGAGUGAUAUCAAGGGUCUAAUUGGAAAAGCCCAGUACCUACAGGUAAGAGAAAAUGUGGAGACACUGAAAAUAGGUUUUGGAAUGUUCAAAAGCAUUUAA
Molecule: messenger RNA, 897 nt
Organism: Nezara viridula (southern green stink bug)
Lineage: Eukaryota; Metazoa; Arthropoda; Insecta; Hemiptera; Pentatomidae
Source: the annotation of a GenBank genome assembly